Leptinotarsa decemlineata (Colorado potato beetle) is the source of this 699-nucleotide messenger RNA. Its product is annotated as trace amine-associated receptor 9. Lineage: Eukaryota; Metazoa; Arthropoda; Insecta; Coleoptera; Chrysomelidae. Gene Ontology annotation, molecular function: corazonin receptor activity. Gene Ontology annotation, biological process: neuropeptide signaling pathway. Gene Ontology annotation, cellular component: plasma membrane. The record is from RefSeq and is a predicted model, not a curated record.
AUGCAACAUAAAGCCACAAUUCUCGUAGCACCGACGUUAGCCAAUAGCAGUUGCUCUCACCCCCGUUAUCUGCACAUCACGUUUUUCUCUGCCCUCACCCCUGGAGAUGUUCUCCAAGCGGUGAUAGUUUUGUUCAUAACUGUGGGAGUGUUGGGAGCGAAUAUGUUGCUCAUCCUGGUGAUCAACAGCAGGAGGUACUCUAAGUACAUUCAUUCUCAACCCCGCUAUCUUUUAACGUCGCUGGCGAGUAACGACUUCGCUAUGGGAUUAUUUGUGACUCCUUUCGCUAUCGUCCCCUCCUUACGACAUUGCUGGCCGUACGGGGAGCUUGUCUGUCAGAUACAGGGAUUACUUCGUGGCGCAAUCAGUCAACAAAGUGCUGUGAUAUUAAUAUGCAUGGCCAUGGACAGAUAUUUGUGUAUGCUGUAUCCCGCCAGAUACCACAAACAUUCAAGUAAAAAGAAACUCAGUAGAUAUGGUAUAACUGAAAUAAGUUUCAAGUGGUUCGAGUCAUACUCAGCAGAUCGCACCCAGAUGCUCAAAACCUCUUCAUACUCAAAUGAAGGUAAAGUUACCAGCGGCGUCCCACAAGUUUCGGUUCUGGGCCCACUUUUAUUCUUAAUUUACAUUAAUGACCUAUCGUCUAUUAACAUCCAAGAAAAAUUUACUUCAUUUGGUGAUGAUACCACCAUUUUAUGA